Molecule: messenger RNA, 369 nt
Organism: Synchytrium microbalum
Lineage: Eukaryota; Fungi; Chytridiomycota; Chytridiomycetes; Synchytriales; Synchytriaceae
Exons: 2
Coding region: 1-369 (122 amino acids)
Cellular component (GO): cytoplasm
Source: RefSeq, a predicted model, not a curated record
AUGGGCAAGGACAGCAAAAAGUCUGCAAGUUCCAGUAAAUCCAAGGUUAAUGAACCUGUAAAAGAGGCUAUAGUGGACUCGCCGAUAUCGCUAUUGAAGGAUGGAGGAGUUAAAAUCUCUGUACAUGUCAAGCCUGGGGCGAAAACCACACAAGUGACGGAUUUUGGGGAUGAUUCUGUUGGAAUUCAGCUGGCCGCACAACCGAAAGAAGGAGAAGCAAACCAAGAGCUAGUUGAUUUCCUGUCUGAAGUCUUGAAGCUUAAAAAGUACCAAGUAACAUUGAUCAGUGGUCAUAAAUCGCGAGAAAAGGUCGUCAGAGUUGAAGGAAUGGAUGUUGAGACUGUACAGAGGCUUCUGCAACUUUCAUAG